UUUCAAACAAUUUCCCGAAUUGACAGCUCUGUCAAGGGUUGACUGAUCGUUUACGGGGAAGUUGGUGGGCGCUCGGCGUUUUACUCUGUGAUUCCACUGUGACCAGGUCUCGGUUAUGAAAAUUCAUUCCGAUUGUCGAGCAAUUUUACAGAUUUUAUAGAUUCUUCUGCCUAAACACAUGGCCGCAGUGAACAAAGCACUAGAUCGAGCUUCGGCACAAGCUCCUCAGACGAAUGAAAGAUUCAUACCAACACUGCCCAAGGAACACGAAAGCUUUAAAUUUCAUGGUUGGAAGAUUUCUUACACUCAGUCGCACAUUCUGAAGAGUGUUUGUGUGGACCAAUGCACGGAGGAAAGUGGAAGUCCUUGCGAGUUGUGUGUGUACGAACGGACCCUUGGUUUGCCUCACUUGCCCGACAUGGUGUUCCAUAAAAAUGUGCUACGCCUGGAACACGAAAGUGGUGCUGUGCUGGAAUUCAAUCCUAUGGACGCUCUCAAACUGGUCGAGAAUGGAAAAAUGGGCCCGAAGGUCGCUUGUGCCGGAGAGUGGAGGGAAUCAAGAUCACCCCAACACACUGAAGAAAAAUGCAAGCCUUUCGACUGGACAUUCAAAACUGAUUAUGCGGGCACAAUCAAUGAGAAAUUUCAGGUUGAAGACGUUGAUAUGCAGCUGGAUUUCAAAAAGCUAGCGAGACGGGAGGAAAUCUUGUUUUACACUGACAUCACUCUAUUCGAGGACGAACUCCACGAUAAUGGAAUUGCCAAAUAUUCGGUUAAAAUUAGGGUAAUGCCGUCCGGAUACUAUAUUCUCGCACGCUAUUUCCUACGAUUGGAUAAAGUCAUGUGUAUGUUGAACGACGCCCGCUAUCACUAUGAAGUUGAAAAUGACUACGUUCUGAGGGAAUGUAUUGCUCGUUCCGAGGAAUGUGACAAAAUGAAAUUUGAUGUGAGGAUAAGGCUCCACGACAACAAUCUUCAAAAUCCAGAAACUUUGCUCCCUCAAGUCAGCAGGAAGACGGAAAAGUUGAAAUUUCAGUGAAAACCUCAGUACGGAAAUCCACUGUAAAAAUUAGCAGGAUGCACGUCCUUUCACUCAAAUUCCAUUGUAAAUAGCAUUAAAUAAAAACUUUGGCUGGAAA
Molecule: messenger RNA, 1139 nt
Organism: Hermetia illucens (black soldier fly)
Lineage: Eukaryota; Metazoa; Arthropoda; Insecta; Diptera; Stratiomyidae
Product: TIP41-like protein
Exons: 6
Coding region: 179-1039 (286 amino acids)
Biological process (GO): TOR signaling
Cellular component (GO): cytosol
Source: RefSeq, a predicted model, not a curated record